AUGGUGGAAAUAUCUGAAAUAUCUGAAGAAAGUGAAACUGGCACUCAAAAGAAACCAGACAACGUGAAUAAGAAGCCAACUCUAGAUGGAGCACCACAGUUGCCUCCUGGAAUGGCUGAUUUUGCAGGGAAAUCGGCAGAUAAAAUGUUAGAAGAAUUAAGAUCCACACCAUUUUUUAUGGAGAAUUAUGACCAAAAAAAGGAUUUGGGAGACAACUCGCAGCUUGAAGCAUUGAAGGCACUUCAAGCUGAGGAAAAACCUUCGGAUAGGGCUGAUCAUUUAAGAAGCCGAGGUAACGAUUUUUAUAGACAGAAAAAUUAUAAAGAGGCGAUAAAAUGCUACACGGAAGGCAUCAACGUCAAAUGUGGAAUGAAUUAUGUUGAUGCAGCCCUUUAUCUUAACAGAGCAGCUUGCAAUCUGAUGCUUAAAAAUUACAGAAAGUGUAUCGAUGAUUGUGAGGAAUGUCUAAAACUUCAACCAAAAAAUCUCAAAGCAAUCUAUCGUAUUGGAAAUGCUUACUUCAAAAUUGAAAGGUAUGAUCAAGCCGAAAUUGCUUUAAAGACCGCUUUCAGUAUAGAUAAAAAGAGUAAAGCUGUGAGAUCACUUUUGGCAAAAGUUCAAGAUAAAAAACAGAAAAUAAAAAAGGCUAAGGAAGAAAAAGAGAAAAUGUUGUUGGAAAAGAAGGAAAAAGAAGAUAAUGUCAAAAAGGCACUUAAAAUUAGAAACUAUACAAGUAUUAGCACGACACUGCCUGAAGAUGUACCUGAUAGCAGUGAGCUACAUCUUGAAGAUCCAAAGGAUUGUAGAUCACAGCUUAUCAUGCCCGCAGUUAUACUAUAUCCAACCACAAAUGAGUUCGAUUUUGUUGGAGAGGUUAGUGAACUUAGUACACCUUUACAACUUACUGAAAUGUUGAUGGACAGACCAGAAGAAUACUUUAAUGAUGGGAAGCAUCAGAACUUCAGACCUAAAAAGUUAGCCACGUAUCUUGAGUCAAACUCCGGUGGAAUGAUUAAGGUCGGUAAAAAAGUGAUGUUUAGCAAUGCUUUGUCUAGAGCGCCGUUGUUUGAUGGAAUUCUCAGGGUUUAUAUUGUUCCAAAAGUUGAUUCAGAAAAGUGGUUAUCCAGUUGGGAUAAGAAGAAAGCUCUCAGUAGACGAUCCAAUAACUGA
Molecule: messenger RNA, 1170 nt
Organism: Brettanomyces bruxellensis
Lineage: Eukaryota; Fungi; Ascomycota; Pichiomycetes; Pichiales; Pichiaceae
Exons: 1
Coding region: 1-1170 (389 amino acids)
Biological process (GO): protein folding
Molecular function (GO): Hsp90 protein binding
Source: RefSeq, a predicted model, not a curated record